Molecule: messenger RNA, 3336 nt
Organism: Canis lupus familiaris (dog)
Lineage: Eukaryota; Metazoa; Chordata; Mammalia; Carnivora; Canidae
Gene: RHOH
Product: ras homolog family member H
Exons: 1
Coding region: 24-599 (191 amino acids)
Biological process (GO): small GTPase-mediated signal transduction
Molecular function (GO): GTP binding; GTPase activity
Source: RefSeq, a predicted model, not a curated record
AACUGGGAAUCCAGGCUGGGAAGAUGCUGAGUUCCAUCAAGUGUGUGUUGGUGGGAGAUUCUGCUGUGGGGAAAACCUCUCUGCUGGUGCGCUUCACUUCAGAGACCUUUCCUGAGGCCUACAAGCCCACGGUGUAUGAGAACACGGGUGUAGACGUCUUCAUGGAUGGCAUCCAGAUCAGCCUGGGCCUCUGGGACACAGCCGGUAAUGAUGCCUUCAGAAGCAUCCGCCCCCUGUCCUACCAGCAGGCCGACGUGGUGCUGAUGUGCUACUCUGUGGCCAACCAUAAUUCUUUCCUCAACCUGAAGAAUAAGUGGAUUGCUGAAAUCAGGAGCAACUUGCCCUGCACCCCGGUGCUGGUGGUGGCUACCCAGACUGACCAGCGGGAGGUGGGGCCCCACAGGGCCUCCUGCAUCAAUGCCAUAGAAGGAAAAAAACUGGCCCAGGAAGUGAGAGCAAAGGGCUAUCUGGAGUGCUCGGCCCUCAGCAACCGGGGGGUUCAGCAGGUGUUUGAGUGUGCCGUCCGAACGGCCGUCAACCAAGCCAGGAGACGCAACAGAAGGAGGUUUUUCUCCAUCAACGAGUGCAAGAUUUUCUAACCUCCCAGAGACUUCGCCCACGCUCGUUUACUCCCUGCAAAGACGAAUAGGGACAGAGAGAGCAGGCAAGCCAGCAGGGACUCAUGCUCUUCCUAGGUACGUCCUGCACAGCACCUCCCUUAGGAUACAGUUGGUGAUGAGACUUGGCUGCUGGCUGUUUUCAUGAAAUACACUCUACAAAUGAGCCGCUUGCCCAGUCCGAUUAGAAGGUUCUGUAAUGAAGAUUUCCGUCUUUGAUUAAAAAAGCAAAAUAGUCACUGUAAUUUUGUUUUUUGUUUUUUGUUUUAGUCACUGUAAUUUUGGAUGAUGAAGUGAGGUUUUCAAAGCAGUCCAUAUUUAAAGACACAUUUUAUUUAAGUAAUAACAAAAUGUAUAGCUCUUGUAUAGAGUUAGUUUUUACUUUUGGAAAGUCUUUCCCUACAUGCUCCCAAACACAAACUACUGGUUGAAUGAAAUAGUCCUCUGGCUCGUAGUGUUUUCCCCUGAACUAGUGACUUCGUUGAGACCACCUGCCUUCUAGAUAUUACUAGGUCAUCAAAUUUUAAAAUGACCAUAGCUUGAUCCUUGCAAUUAAUUUUCCAUCCACCUGUUAUUCAGAGUUGUAUAUACAACACAGUUCAAUAACAUAAGAUUCUUUAAUGCUGCCUAAUUAAAAAUUAAAAUUUUAAACAGCCAGCACUAGAUUUCCCUGUAAUUAUAUUUUUAAAGGCAUUUCUUAUUUAUGAAACUAUCUUUUACCCAAAGACGUCCAAGUGUGCACUAAGCAUUCCUCCUUCAUUCACCAAAAUAGACGGAAGGAAAACCUUCCAGGUAGGGAAUCAGACUGCUCCAAUGGAACAGAAGUGAGGAAGUCUCACUUUCAUUUCAGGAACUGGUGCACUUUGCCUGCUUCUUCCAACACCAUGGCUCCUAGCUGGUUGUAGGUCUUCUGAAGAAGAGCAGGCUCCAAUUUCUGUAUGACAGUAAUUUAGCAAAUUUGCUAUUUGAGUGCUAAACUGAGCUGGCAUAGCAACAUGAUUUAUUAAUGUUAGGAUCCAAUCCAAGUAAUUGAGAAGAUGUCUACCUACAUAUGUGUAAGGGGGAAAAAGAUAGGGACUUACAAUUUUCAUUAUUUCAUGAAUAUGAAACACCUGAGUGAAAAAAACCCCCACAAAUUCCAAGCAUAGGAAACAAGCAAACUGUAUAGCAAUUGUUCAGAUAAUGAAAAGUUAUCAGGAGAAAUAUUGAAUACAGAAGGACAUACCUCUCCCCACCCCAAGCCCCGUUCUAUCCAAUAGCUUAACAGCAACAGUAUUGCUCAGCUGUUAAAGUUGAGAUAGAGGACUAUGUAACUGGAGGGAGAAAUUGUCAAGGUGGCCGCCCAGGUAUAUCAUUUGCUCACCUAAUUGAAUAAAACUUAGAACUACUCUGAACCACAUUUGUUGAAGUACAUCAUUGUUUUAGCACAACAUGGCCAUUGUAUACAGAUAGUAAGAGAGUUGGCAUGAACGACUGUGAAUAACUUAGUUAACUUAACUAACCCAAUUUUUUAGUUUCCUGAUGUGCUCAGUCCUUUAUGCUAUAAUCAGUGUAAAAAUCAGAUUUUUGCUCAUCCCCAGAUUCCUUUCUCCUCCUCCUCUUCUCUCAUUCACAUCCAGGAAAAGGCCUGGUACCUGGAUCUUACUCUCUGGGGUCUAGGGUUCCCUUAAUUCCCUGGGACUGACUGACAUAUCUGCCUUCACCCAGACAUCUCCAGCCCUCUGGUCCUGUGGCUUGUCCUCACCUCUAUAUCACCCGUGUGCCUGGCUUAAGAGCACCUGUAUCCAACUCUCUUCACUGCACGUCCAGAGGGCUGGGGGGCUUGAAAGCUAACAGGCAAGAGAGGUGAGGACAGAUCAUCUUUUCUGAUUUCCCUGUUGAUCUUGAUCCUCUCCUUCAACAUAUGAACGGUCUUAAAUCAUUCAUGUAGGUUUUCCUUCAGGGCCAGUCUUUAGGGUGGAGGGGUAUUUAACAUGUUAGCAGGAAUGAAUUUCUACUUACUAAAAUUGGCUGUCUGUAGGCUUUUCGUUCGUUCUUAUUGAAGGAAGGUGGAAGAGGGGGUUGUCUGAAAAUGGGAGGGCCCCAGGACCUGAUUCUAAGUGAGGGAAGAGGAAGGAGGUGAUUCCACAGUGGAAGGGGAGGAAGACAGGAAAGCCAGAGAGGGCUCAGUCAUAUGGCUUUGCCUUCACCUGGGCAGACACACAUGUACGUGCUCUGCCUGUUGGCAGGAACCAAGCUUCAAGACUCCCUCUGGGAGUCCUCACAGGUGAGACUAGGAAUCCAUGUAUAAGUCCUCCCCAGGGACCUGGCUGAAGUUUAGGCCAACUGGUGUAUCACUUGCUGGACUGUGGGUUCUCAAAGGCAGAGGCACCUCCUAUGCAUCUUAGUGUCCCCAGGGCCAGGCCCAUGGAAGGGAACCAUAGCUAAACAAAGUAGUGUUGGAUUGACUUGGAAAGAGAGCUAGGAUUUGGGCUGCUAUGCUGCGAGGUGGCUAUGAGGAGGAAGCAGGUGCUUGCCAGCCUAGCGAGGUGGGAAGUGAAGUCAUCAUGUUCGAGUCCACACGGUGUAUGUUCUACAUGAGUGUGUAUAUAUUUUGUCUGCCUAGAUUCAGGCAUAUGUUUCUUGCACUUCAAAACUCACUGUACCAUGUUGUAGACUAUUAUGUGUGGAUCCUUAACUGUUCCAAGUGGCAACAUUAAAUAUGCUCGUUUACAUUAAA